Molecule: messenger RNA, 2009 nt
Organism: Talpa occidentalis (Iberian mole)
Lineage: Eukaryota; Metazoa; Chordata; Mammalia; Eulipotyphla; Talpidae
Gene: SH3BP5
Product: SH3 domain binding protein 5
Exons: 9
Coding region: 148-1509 (453 amino acids)
Biological process (GO): intracellular signal transduction; negative regulation of protein tyrosine kinase activity
Cellular component (GO): cytoplasm
Molecular function (GO): protein kinase inhibitor activity
Source: RefSeq, a predicted model, not a curated record
CUGGGCCGGAGCGAUCCGCAUCCGCGAGCUGCGCCUCCCGGGUGCCGGCCGUGCCCGGCGCUAGCGACCCAGCCCCGGCCGAGCCUGCGGCGCCGGCACCUCCCCGGACGCGCCGAGGCCCCGCGCGGUGGGCGCCCCGCUGCCCGCAUGGACGCGGCGCUGAAGCGGAGCCGCUCGGAGGAGCCCCCCGAGGUCCUGCCGUCCGCCCGGGACCUGGAAGAGGAGGAGGAAGAGGGAAUGGAACAGGGGCUGGAGGAAGAAGAAGAGGUGGACCCCAGGAUCCAGGGGGAGCUGGAGAAGUUAAAUCAAUCCACGGAUGAUAUCAACAGACGGGAGACAGAACUCGAGGACGCUCGUCAGAAGUUCCGCUCUGUGCUGGUGGAGGCCACGGUGAAGCUGGACGAGCUGGUGAAGAAGAUCGGCAAAGCUGUGGAAGACUCGAAGCCCUACUGGGAGGCGCGGAGGGUGGCGAGGCAGGCUCAGCUGGAAGCUCAGAAAGCCACGCAGGACUUCCAGCGGGCCACGGAGGUGCUCCGGGCCGCCAAGGAGACCAUCUCUCUGGCCGAGCAGCGGCUGCUGGAGGAUGACAAGCGGCAGUUCGACUCGGCCUGGCAGGAGAUGCUGAAUCACGCCACCCAGAGGGUCAUGGAGGCGGAGCAGACCAAGACGAGGAGCGAGCUGGUGCACAAGGAGACAGCAGCCCGGUACACCGCCGCCAUGGGCCGCAUGCGGCAGCUGGAGAAGAAGCUCAAGCGCGCCAUCAACAAGUCCAAGCCUUAUUUUGAACUCAAGGCAAAGUACUACGUGCAGCUGGAGCUACUAAAGAAGACCGUGGACGAUCUGCAGACCAAACUGGCCCUGGCGAAAGGCGAGUACAAGACGGCCCUGAAGAACCUGGAGAUGAUCUCGGACGAGAUCCACGAGCGGCGGCGCUCCAGCGCCAUGGGGCCGCGGGGCUGCGGUGUCGGGGCCGAGGGCAGCAGCACGUCCGUGGAGGACCUGUCGGGGAGCAAACCCGAGCCAGAUGCCGUCUCCGUGGCCUCCGAGGCUUUUGAAGAUGACAACUGCAGCAACUUUGUAUCUGAAGAUGACUCGGAAACCCAGUCCGUGUCCAGCUUUAGUUCGGGACCCAUGAGCCCGUCUGAGAUACCUGACCAGUUCCCUGCCGUCGCCAGGCCUGGCAGCCUGGACCUGCCCAGCCCCGUGUCCCUGUCAGAGUUUGGGAUGAUGUUUCCGGUGUUGGGCCCUCGCAGUGAAUGCAGUGGGGCCUCCUCCCCGGAGUGUGAGGUAGAACGAGGAGACAGGGCAGAAGGGGCAGAGAAUAAAAGGAGUGACAAAGCCAACAACAACCGGGUCCUCAACAGCAGCAGCAGCGAUGGUGGGAAGAGCCAGAACAGCGCCUCCCCGGAGGGCCAGGCCUUGGAGAACAGGAUGAAGCAGCUGUCCCUGCAGUGCUCGAAGGGAAGAGAUGGGAUCACUGCUGACAUAAAAAUGGUGCAGAUCGGCUGAUGCAGCCAAGGCCCUGCCCGAGUGCAUAUCACUAUUUAUACAUAAAACUGUCUGGGGAACAUUGUGCCAAUAAUCAUUUACUAUAUGCCAAAUCGUAAGCGUUUCCUCUCAACUGCACUAAUGAUGUUUCAGUGACCUUGAGUGUUGAAGAAUUUUCUUCUGGGUAAGCGCUCUUGGGCUGGUGUUUUUCAGAGCAGAGGAGCUGUUGCAGAUGGAGUGGGACCAGGCUCACACCCUGUGUGGAGUGUUACCUAGACCUGUGACAUGGAAGCAAUAACUAGUUCUGGUGAAAGAACCUGAGCCGGGACAGGGGCUGGGAAGCUGAGCCAGACGGCAGCCAAUGGCUUGCUUCUCUUCCCCUUCUCGCCCCCUCAGUUUGGGAAAAGAGGGGUGUUCCCGCCCUUAUAUCCUAAGGGAUCUAAAUAAAAAACAAAAACAAAACCACAAGACAAAACUCAAGUAUUCAGAACACCCUUUUUGGUGCAGCGAAGGCUUAAAAA